Molecule: messenger RNA, 2190 nt
Organism: Bipolaris victoriae FI3
Lineage: Eukaryota; Fungi; Ascomycota; Dothideomycetes; Pleosporales; Pleosporaceae
Exons: 6
Coding region: 1-2190 (729 amino acids)
Biological process (GO): carbohydrate transport; transmembrane transport
Cellular component (GO): membrane
Molecular function (GO): carbohydrate:proton symporter activity
Source: RefSeq, a predicted model, not a curated record
AUGCACCCAACCCUCGAUCCACGCAUGUACACAUCCUGCCCCCAAAACCCUCGCUCGUGUCUCGCAACCUUCACCAUUCCUUCACACUCGAGUAGCAGCCGGAGGCCCGCCAACAUCCCACUCCACAAUCUCUCGUCCUCUGCUCGCCCACGCCAGCACGACUCUGCUUAUCUGCUUGACGACCACGAUAAGGACAGCGCCCGCUCCUCCUUGGACACGCCCUCGUCCGAGUCCGAUCUGUCCGUCUGGUCAGACACGGGCGAUCUCGUCGACCAGCUUGCCGACCGCGAAGACCCCCUGCGCCUGCAUCUUGAACAAGACUACUCCUCAUCCAACCCACGUCGGCAACAGAAGCGCGCCCGCUUCGCUGACCACGACUUGCACGAAAAAGGUGCCCAAGGCAUCCGCCUAGAGGACAUUGACAUUCCCGAUCCAGGUCCUCGCACAAUCUCAAAGGCUGAGCGCAUCCUCGCCGCCAUCAUGGCUCCCAACGACCGCCCGUCCCGUAUCCACGGGCUGCACGGCAAGAAGUUGAUCUACUUCACCAGUGUCUUCGUCUCACUAGGUGUCUUCCUGUUUGGCUAUGACCAGGGUGUCAUGUCCGGAAUCAUUACCGGCGUAUACUUUAAAGACUACUUCAAUCAGCCUACAGCUGCUGAGCUUGGCACAAUGGUGGCCAUUCUGGAAGUUGGUGCCUUCAUCUCUUCACUGGUAGUCGGUCGCAUUGGUGAUGUGCUGGGCCGCCGAAAGACGAUUCUCUACGGCUCGCUCAUCUUCGUUGUUGGUGGAGCUCUCCAGACCUUUGCCAAUGGCAUUCCUAUGAUGCUGCUAGGUAGGGUCAUUGCUGGUCUUGGUGUCGGUACACUGUCCACAAUCGUCCCCGUGUACCAGUCUGAAAUCUCGCCGCCGCACAACAGAGGAAAGAUGGGCUGUAUCGAGUUCACGGGCAACAUUGCUGGAUACGCCGUCAGUGUCUGGGUCGACUACUUCUGCACCUACAUCAAGAAUGAUUGGUCUUGGAGAGUUCCUCUCUUCAUGCAGUGCAUCAUGGGUCUUCUCCUUGCUGGAGGUAGCUUGCUCAUUUGCGAAUCGCCAAGAUGGCUUUUGGAUAAUGAUCACGACGAGGAGGGCAUUGUAGUCAUUGCCAAUUUGUACGGAAAGGGCGAUAUUCACAACCCAAAAGCACGAGAUGAAUACCGAGAGAUCAAGAUGAACGUCCUGCUCCAGCGACAAGAAGGUGAACGUUCCUAUGCCGACAUGUUCAAACGAUACUCCAAACGCGUCUUUAUUGCCAUGUCCGCCCAAGCCCUUGCUCAACUCAACGGAAUCAACGUCAUCUCGUACUAUGCACCAUUGGUCUUUGAAGAAGCUGGCUGGUACGGUCGCCAGGCCAUCCUUAUGACUGGCAUUAACGCCAUUACCUACCUGUUGUCCACUAUCCCACCAUGGUACAUUGUCGACACACUCGGUCGCCGCAAGAUUCUCUUGUCUGGAGCACUCAUGAUGUUGGUUUCCCUAUCUGCCAUUUCCUACUUCAUCUUCCUGCAAGCUUCGUGGACACCCAACAUGGUCGUCAUAUUUGUCAUGAUCUACAACGCCGCAUUUGGAUACUCAUGGGGACCUAUUCCUUGGUUGUACCCGCCUGAGAUUCUUCCCCUCAGCAUUCGUGCCAAGGGCGCCAGUUUGAGUACCGCUACCAACUGGGCAUUCAACUGGCUUGUAGGAGAAAUGACACCCAUCCUCCAAGAGCACAUCCAGUGGCGCCUGUACCUCAUCCACGCCUUUUUCUGCGCUGUCAGUUUUGUUAUCGUAUACUUCAUCUACCCUGAAACUGCCAACGUUCGUCUUGAAGACAUGAACUCGCUGUUUGGAGACGCCACCUCUGUCAUGCCCACACCUGAGACGAUUGCGCAAGCCGAAUCCAUGUUCAGUGGUGAAGGCCGUGGCUCACCUGUGCCUUCUCUCGACAUCCGGGGCGGACGCCGUGCUCCCGACGAGGCCAUUCCCGGACUCAGCAUCGACCCUCCAGAAGUCGAAGGUGGCAACAAGGACAUGUCCAAGGCUGGUACCGACAAUGGCGACGGUAUUGGUGGCUGGAUCAGCAACAUGGUCAAGAGGACAAAGGGCAAUGGCGAAAGCAACAGCUCGCGUGGUGGAAAGUACAAGCAGAUUGGACAGGACGAGGACUAG